Messenger RNA from Carcharodon carcharias (great white shark), 5218 nucleotides. Its product is annotated as DENN domain-containing protein 3-like. The coding region runs from base 435 to 4229 and encodes 1264 amino acids. The transcript is spliced from 25 exons. NCBI's taxonomy places the organism in Eukaryota, Metazoa, Chordata, Chondrichthyes, Lamniformes, Lamnidae. The record is from RefSeq and is a predicted model, not a curated record. Gene Ontology annotation, biological process: regulation of Rab protein signal transduction. Gene Ontology annotation, cellular component: cytoplasmic vesicle. Gene Ontology annotation, molecular function: protein binding.
UAGUCUGCAGAUUAAUGUUAUAGAGUUCACAUCCUUGUUCUGUCCCAGCUCCGGGGCAGUGAACACCCCUUGGAUUAAUUUUGGGCCCAGAGUAGAAAUCGAUGCACUUUCCAAACCUGCCAGACAGCUGAGCGUGUGACUGGAGUAUCUCAGAGCUGCUUGUAAUGACGAUUACUGGAGAUCUGUAAUCGCUGGGUUGUUUCUACUCUUCAGGUAAUGGAAGGUUUAAAAGAGAAAGUUGUUAUGGAAAAGUGAAAGAAUUCAAAGUUGGCAGACAGCCUGCUCACAGCCAGCUCUCCCAUCUCAACUCUGAAUUCUGUUUUCUGAAGAUUUCAGGUGUGAGCAUCGCUGACUAUUUAUUUUCAGAGGGCAUUUAAGAGUCAACCACAUUGCUGUGGGUCAUAGACCAGCUACUGGCCUUACCAUUCAGGACAAUGACUGAAGCAAGCGAACUGGUAGCAGGAGAUGCAGAGGUCGGGCUGCGGAGUCACAGACUGCUGGAGAUGUGCCUCCUUAUUGGCGCUCCUCCCAAAACCCUGCGGGACAUGGUGCAAGAUCUACACAAAGGUGUCUCUGAAGCAAUAGACGUCAUCCCAGAGGUUCUGUCCAUUCACGCGCCACCAUUCAUUGGACCUCAAACAAAUCUGCACACCCAUUGCCAGAGCCCAUCAAGAAAGCCCGAGGAGAUCACUGGACCAACAUUCCCUUCAGGGCAGCUCUUUGGAAACAUGGAACUUUUUAAGGAGCACCUCAGCGUUCCAAGGGGAAUUGAGCUGUGUGGACUGCCAGAGCUGUGUUUCCCAGAUGGAUUUAAAAUUCAGAUGGAAGAGCAGGACGAGUCUUUCCAUUUCCUGGUUCUGACAGAUCUCCUGGGGAACAGACAGCAGGGAGUGGUGCUUCACAUUCACAGAGAGAUAAAGGAGAGCGAUCUCUAUCAGGCUCCUCCAGAAGGCUCGGAGUUGGCAAAACACCCUGCAGAAUCUCUCCGGGUCUUUGUCCCCUAUGGAAUCUGUGUUAUCACCAAAUUUCCAUAUUACACUGUGUUGAAAGAUUGCCUUUCCUGCCUGCUGCUCGACAUAAAGGCCUGCGGAGAGAGAGAGUUUGAGAUGAAGGUGAAAGAAUUUGCUGCUCAGUUGGCUCUGGUGCCAUGUCCACCACCUGGUUCCCUCCAACUGUGUUUUGAGCUGGGGCCUCUCAGCAUUGUGCUUUCACCUCCUGAAGACAUCGACAGUCCUGUUAUUGACAUUGGCCUACAUGUCCCAUUCCUUUGCUUCAAACCAGAAACCAUACUGCAGAUUCUGACCUACAUCCUGAUAGAGCGAAGACUGGUCUUUUUCUCCAGUAACUGGCCGCUGCUGACACUGGUGACUGAAUGCUUUGUACAUUAUCUGCACCCUCUCCAAUGGCGACAUCCCUACAUCCCAGUGCUGGCCAAUCAGAUGCUGGACCUGGUGAUGGCACCCACUGUCUUCCUCAUGGGCUGUCACUCGAGACACUUUGAAACCAUCAAUGAGGUGGAAGAGUUAGUUCUAGUGGACGUUGAUAACGGCACAGUCCUGACCACACAACAUAAGGGGCUUGAGACCCCCCACCUGCCCACAGCUGCAGUAGAAGAAUUCUUAACCAGCACCCAGCAGCUCAGGGCAAACACCGAACUGGCUUCGGCCCAUCUAGCUUCACACACAAACCUAGCCGUGGCUCGAGAGAAGAAGCGGUGUCAGAGGCAGCAAAUGAACCGACGGGUCCGACAGAUAUUCCUGCAGCUCAUCGGGAACCUCCUCAGGGAUGUCUCCAAACAUUUGAACCUUAAGCAUCGUGUGUUCAUCAAGAAGGAGUUUCUGGACUCACGCCAGCCAGCCUCUCAGCCCUUUUACAAUAGCUUCCUGAAGACCGAUCUCUUCCACUGCUUCCUCAAGUCGCGACUCAAUAAGAAAGUGGAUGCAUUCACCCGCUGGGAGAGGACUGAUUCAAACAGGGUGAGCUGGGACCACACCAUGAGCUCUCAUUCAUCGGCCACUCUCUCUUCAGACACACUGAGGAAGAGAAAGGAUCAAACACUUCAGUCUCGCCAGAUGUUGAGCACAAACGAUGAGACAGGAUCCCCCAACUCAAUAACAUCCCGCAACUCAUUCAAACUCACCAGAACUCCAGGAAGAAUUGUGAAGGCCCCACUCAGAACACUACACCUCCCUUCAUUCCCCUGUGAUCCUUUGGAUUCUCUCAGUGUCUCCCUGUAUUACACCAAACUGAUUGUCCAGAUUAGCAGAGCCAUUGACCAGACAGGAACAGAUGACUCCGAGGCCCUGGCUGUCUGCUUCUACCUACGUGGGAUUGUCCGUCUUGCCCAGGGACAGUCGCUGCAGGCUCUGCUGGAUUUCCAAAACCUGGAGAAGAUUAACAUGAACUUCUUCCCCUGGGAUCUGGUCAAGCACACGCUGGAAUCAAUGUCUCCCGAGCAGCUCCAGAAUGUACAGGAGACUGAGGAGCUAAAGGGUCUCUUCUACGGCAUCAUGGAGAAACACUGGGACACAGUCAGGCAGGAGGAAAGUGUAAAGAACUAUGAGCUGCCCAAGAUGCCUCUCAACAAGCAGGAUUUUGGAAUCCACAUCCAGGCUGCAGGGAUAGUCAGUAAUCCCAACAGCACUGACCGGCUGUUUGACAUCCUCACAGGAGGGCAGCAGAAGUUUAUUGAGCCAAAGAUGUUCAAUGAGCUCUACUCCCACUGGAACAAGAUUAAAUCGGAGGUGGACAGCAUCACACUGGCACCUGAGGUAAUGAAGAACCUGCUGGAAAAUGAGCGCAUCUCAAAGGUCUCGAACCCGGUGAAGACCAGCUACGGACUGGGCCGUGUGGUGAUGAGUCAGAAGCGCCUGUUCCUCCUGAUGGAGGCGCACCCAUACUGCAAGGAGAUUGCUCGCUUCCGAGAUAUCGAGGAGGUAGAAUCCUGUUUACCGGUGUCCGUCUUUCCACUGAAGAUCCUGGCCCUGAGGAUCAAGGUCCGGGACAAGAAGGAGCCCUUUAUUGCCAACCUCAAGUCAGAACGGGAUCUGUGGAAGGUGAUUAUCCGGGAGAUGUGUGCGGGGAAGUUCCUGGCAGAGAGGCACAAGGACCCUCAGUACAUUCAACAGGCGAUCAACAAUAUCCAACUCAUCAAUGCAGUGGCAAAGUGCAGACUUCACCAGCGGCCAAUGAGCAUCGCCUCCAAACUGGCAUAUCUGGAUCAAACUGCCGGAGAAGAGCCACCCACUGUACCAAAGAUGACAUCUGAUGCCCUGAAGCACACCCUUCAUCUCUCUGAUUCCAAUUCUACUUCCUAUGCAGUUGAUGUCCUACUGUAUGUUCCUGGUAAUCUGGACCCAUGUGAGAGCGCAGACACACACCCGAAGCUCUGGUGUACGUUGAGCGAUGGGAGAGUGAUGAUGUACAAUGCAGCCACUUGGAUCAUGGAGCAGCCACCCAUCCAGGCAGGGCGCUCAAAACUGAACUGUAUGAUUGGCAUCGGGCAUGAGCAGGUGUGGCUGGGAUCGGAGGAUUCCUUCAUUUACAUCAUCGACGCGCUUAACAUGACCUGCAACAAGAGGCUGGUGGGACAUCGGAAUCAGGUGUCGGAUAUGAUACAGGAGGAGAAAGAGGGCAGAACCAGUCAGAUCUACUCCUGUAGUCUGGAUGGAUCCAUUGUUCUCUGGGAUCCGGAAGUGAUGGAGAUGAAGAGUCAGUUCCAGUUACCUCAGUGUUGGAGGCUCACAUCCAUUUCCCUCCAUCAUGACCUGCUCUGGUGCUGUGUUGAGUACAGCCUGUUGGUCCUGGCCCGGGAUGGGACGCAGAUGCAUGAGAUAACCAUCACACCCAGUCCUGACAGUGGAUCCAUCCUCAUGACCUACUUUCUCAUCAUCCCUCAGAGAGAUGAACUGUGGAUGGUUUGCAGUCAGCGAGCAAACAUAUACAUCUGGAAAACUGACAAUCUCACCGAUCCAAUCAAAAUAAUCCCACUACCAGGCUGCACUGAAAUAGUAUGCAUGCUUCAUGUCAAAAAGCAGAUCUGGCUCGGAGGGGGAGUGACAACUGACCAGACCAAGGGACGGAUUUACAUUGUCAACUCGGAGAGGUAUUCGCUGGAGAAAGAAUUGGAGGCUCCUUGUGGUGCUAUUGGAGCUUUGUGUUCAGCUGAGGAUCGCUACGUGCUGAGCGGGACACAGGACAGCAAGGUUGUUAUCUGGAAGGUGGACUGAGGGCUUACAGACUGACUGACUGACUGCGGGGUACAGAGCCACCUGUCUCGCUGCGUUUGAUGGUUUUUUUUAUGUUACACUGGUUUGGGCUAGUGUUGGAUGGGCUUCAUUGUUCUCUCCCUCUGUCCCCCCCUUUUGCCGGGGUGGAAGGGUGGUUGGCAGAGCAACAGUAAGUGAGCAACCGCCCUUCCACACCCACCCCUCUCUACCCCACCCUCCACCCACCGGAGAUUUAUUCAGUCAUGCAAUUUUGCCCCUCCUCCCCCCAACCCCCACCCCCUCAGAAAAUUUGGACCACGCCUCACAGGAUCAAAGGACCUGGUUGUCAACUGACUCAUAGCCCUGGAGAGAUACAUGGCCAUACCUCUCCUGAGGCCAGAACCAAGCAUCAGGAUGAUCAUUACAAAUGGGGAAGCAAUUGGGAAUAAAAACAGUCAUCUAACAUUCCAUUGUAUUUAAUCUCAUUUAAGCAAUGGCUUAACAACAUAAUGAAACCUGUGUUCUGUGUGGAUGGUUCUACAAAUCAACAGUACCAGAAUUAUCUGGUCCCAUCUCUGCUGCCUCCCCUGACCAGCUUUCUCCUCUAUCCUCACCUUACUGAACAGUCUUGAUGGGACCGGGCGUCUGAGUGGGAGCGUGAAGGACGGUCGGAAUGAAAUCUUCAAAUUACAGCCCACCAGCAAAAAGGAUCCAUUCUCAAACUCUGAGGCAACAUGUAACGGCAUUCCUUGUUUCAGGCACUCAAUAUUAUUAAGGAUGAGAGAUUUUACAUACAGGGCAACAAAUGUUGAGGAAUGACAGACGGAGGGCCGGGAGCUUUGUGCAUACGAAAUGAAGUGGAUAAGUAUUUCAAAAAGAAGCGUGUAAUGGACAUGUGUAAAGGACAGGGAAACAAACUCUUUAUCUCUUCUUUGUGAACCUUCCUCCCUGUGGAGAGGUUAAGAACAAGGGACCAUAGAUAGAUGAUUAAAAUGACUUCUUCACAAAGA